CCAUGAACCCGCGGAUACCCAAAGGGUUGGGUUGGGUUUGAGUUUUUCAAACUCAACGGGUUUUACCCCGGGUUUUUUUGGCAGAUAAAUCCAUGGAUUUAGAUUUAGGUUUGACAAAACCCGCCCCAACCCGAACCAUUGCCAUCCCUAAAUCUGACACGCCUUCAUCUCUCAACAUAAAAGCAGUGACCCAUCUGCUCGUCUCCGCUUCCAUCAAUCCUUUUACUUUUUCUUUCCCACAACAAAAACCAAUUCCCCCUUCCCCAAACACAGAGAGCAAAAAGAAAAUUUUGAAAGCAAACAAAAUCGUAUAAAAAACUGACAAAAAAUCACAAAAGGGGAAAAGAAAAAGGCAUGUAUGCAUAAGACUCAUUGCAGGGUUUAUAGUUCUACUUCUAAAACUCCAUCGCUCCAUCUUCCCUCACUUCCAUGUGUUCAUCUUCUUCUUAGGGGAAACUCUUUGGAAUUAGGAACAAAGAAACAGAGGAUUCAGAAAUGGAAUUUGACCUUGAAAACCCACUAACCAGUCACCAUGGCGAUCACUCCGACACUUCAACUUCUCUAUUCCUCGUCGAAUCUGAUCACAUGCCUUCCCUUUCCUACUCCAAAUCCGUCAGAACUCCCGCCGGCUUCGCCUUUUCUUUCCGCCAGGAAGCUGUUUCUUCCAUUUUACAGGUCUCUUGCUGCUUCGACCCAUUUUUGUCCUAUCUCGCAGUUAAUUACCUCGACCGGUUCUUGUCACACCAAGGAAUUCCGCAACGAAAGCCUUGGGUGGUUCGGCUUCUCGGAGUCUCCUGUGUCUCCCUGGCAGUCAAAAUGAUGAACCGAACCAAAGAGUUCUCUCUCAAUGACAUUCAGGGGAAUACCAAUCGUGGAGGAAUUAUGUUCGACACAGAGACGAUUCACCGCAUGGAAACUCUAAUACUGGGAGCUCUGAAAUGGAGAAUGCGCUCCGUCACUCCUUUCUCCUUCCUCUCUUUCUUCAUUCAUUACUUCCAACUCAAAGACCCGCCAUUGAAACAGGCACUCAGAGCUCGGGCUACUGAAACCAUCCUAAGAGCUCAGAAUGAGGGCAAGAUGGUGGGAUUCAAACCAUCGCUUAUUGCAGCAUCGGCUCUUCUCUCGGCGUGCCAUGAGCUCUUCCCGUUGCAGUUUUCGUGCUACAGAGAUGCUAUCCUCAGCUGUUCGUAUGUAAAUAAGGAAAUGAUGUUAGAGAGCUACAAGGAAAUGCAGGAGCUGGCAAUGGAAGAGUACGAGUCAGUGAUGGACAGAGUGUCCAGCUCGGAUACGCCGGUCAACCUGCUUCAUCGCCACUUCUUCCCGUCUUCAUCGUCGUCAGAAGAAGAAGAAGAAGAGGAAAUGAAGCAGAGUAUGAAUGGGACCAUUGAUAUUAUCUCUACUGCUGUUGCUGCUGCAGCUUCAUCCACCACUAGCAGCAGUAUCAGCAGCAGCUGCAGCGAUGGCGGUACUAUUCGCCAAGUAGAAGCAGCUGUCGACGAUAUUAUGAUGACAAAGGCCAUCAACAACCGCAACAAGUCGAAAAGGAGGAAGAUUACUGCGGCAGCAGCCACUAAUUACUGUAAUAAUAAUCAUGAUAAUGACGCUACUCCUGAAAUCUCCCAACGGCUUUCUGAUACCAAUAUUGCUCCAUAUCAUCACCACUAAUCAUCAUCUGCUCAUUUCUAGAACUCUAGUCUUCUUAAGCUUCUAAAUUAAAUAAAUAGGGAAUUUGCUAAUAUGUGUAAAAAGGGAAAAAAAGAAAUUUGAAUCGAAGAGAAAAUUAGAAUUACAUGGAGGAAAUGUUGCUGGUACUUGAAUUUUAUUGAUUAUUGGGUAAUGAAUCUCCUUGUUAAUUUAGUUAUCGAACUGUUGGUUUUUUGUUGUUGUUAAUUUUGCUUGUGUACGAUGGAAUGCGGGGCAGGGGUGGGAAUGGAAACAUGGAAAAGGACCGCAAGUCAAAGAUAAUCGGAUAAGAUAAAGAGUUUAAAAAAAA
This is a messenger RNA of Linum trigynum, 1993 nucleotides long. The record is from the annotation of a GenBank genome assembly. NCBI's taxonomy places the organism in Eukaryota, Viridiplantae, Streptophyta, Magnoliopsida, Malpighiales, Linaceae.